AUGGCGACAAUAGAAAAGCUCAAGCGUAUCAACACCGACCUGGCGGCUGAGAACGCCUCUUUCCGUAGUCGUCUCGAUGCACUCCGAUGUGAGGCUGAACACAAGAAGGAUUGCCUACGGCGGAGUGGCCACUAUGUGGUUGCAUUGAAGGAGGAACGGCGGGAAAAGGAGGACAAUAUUGUCAAGUUGGGAUCUCUAGUGGAAUCUCUGAACGCUGAUAAGAAGGAAUUAAAGGCGGCUGCUAGUCACGUACGUAGCGACAACGACAGGCUCGAGAGAAUCGUUCAGGAAUUGCGAGAAGAGAUCUCGGCGUUGAAGGCUCUUCGUGACGAAGGGGAUGAUCAA
Molecule: messenger RNA, 345 nt
Organism: Perkinsus marinus ATCC 50983
Lineage: Eukaryota; Perkinsozoa; Perkinsida; Perkinsidae
Exons: 4
Source: RefSeq, a predicted model, not a curated record